AGCGUUACAAAACACAAACACAACACGGGCUUUAAAGUGACGGUCUGUGUGACAGUUCCGGUAGCGAAUACAAACAUCUAUGCCAGUCUGUUCUUGUGGUUCUGUCCUGUAUUAUGUUUCAUACUAAUGUCUCCUGCAAACGCCGCAAUGCAAGACGGGACUGACACAGAACAGACCUCUGGGAACUGGUCUUGGUGGCCCUCUUGGAGACCAACAUCCAUGUCGUUAUUGAAAAUUGCCGAAGCUAAAAUUCUUGCCUGUCUCCAGAAUGACGUAUGGUCCAGAUUUGUGACGUUGCCAAAUCAAAACAGAAUAUGGACCCUUAAAGUCACCAACAAAUCAGCCCGCAAACAUAAAGACCAAGCUGCUCGGACGCCCCUAGUGAUGGUUCACGGGUUUGGAGGGGGCGUCGGUCUCUGGAUCCGUAACCUGGAUGCUUUGAGUUGUUCUCGAACGGUCUACGCCUUUGACCUGCUGGGCUUCGGUCGCAGCUCUCGCCCCUCGUUCCCGUCUGAUGCCUCAUUGGCUGAGGAGCAGUUUAUUACUUCCAUAGAGCAGUGGAGACAAUCACUGGGGCUGGAGCGCCUGAUCCUAUUGGGCCACAGCCUGGGUGGUUACCUAGCAACAUCCUAUACAAUCCAAUAUCCAGAAAGAGUCAGUCACCUCAUCCUGGUGGAUGCGUGGGGUUUCCCUGAGCGACCUCAGCCUCAGUUACAGGGGUCAGGAGGUCAAGGGUCAGAGGUUAAAAGGGUCUCGCCGCCUCGCUGGGUGAAAGCUCUGGCGUCAGUGUUCAGCUUCUUUAACCCGCUGGCUGUUAUCAGAGCAGCCGGACCCUGGGGUCCAGGGCUGGUAAACCGUUUCCGUCCCGACUUCAAGAGGAAGUUUGAGGAUCUGUUUGAUGACGACACCAUGACGCAGUACAUUUACCACUGUAACGCUCAGGACCCCAGUGGUGAGGUGGGCUUCAAAGCCAUGUCUGAGUCUCUCGGCUGGGCCAAGAGGCCGAUGGUUCAGCGUGUUCUUCUGCUGCCCCCGUCGAUGCCCGUCAGCAUGCUGUACGGCGCGUCGUCCUGGGUGGACUCAUCCACUGGAAACACAGUCGCUCAGAUCAGAGGCAAAAGCCCCACCAGCGUCACGCUGAUCGAAGAUGCUUCCCAUCACGUCUACGCCGACCAGCCUGAAGAGUUCAACCGAGUGGUUGAGAGUAUUUGUAAUACUGUAGACUAAAUAAGAUGCACGUUGGUUUGUAGGUGUGGGCAUUUGUAUUUUUGAAAGGGCUGUCCUGGGUUUGUGGGAUCAGAUUGAUAGAAACAUUUAAAGGCAAAGCUGUUCUCAGACCUUGUUGCUUCAUAUUCUGAAUUUACUAUCUGUGGCCUUUAAUGUGGAAAGGCUCUGUGAUUGUACUGCAUGAUUUAAUGGAAGCUGGUUGUGUUUGUAUUUUCUAACCUAUAUUUUAUUCAGAUUUCUUUACAAUCAUGGACUGAGAAAAUCAUCCUACCUGUUAACCCUGUGUCAUGAAUGCACUGACAAUGUUUGGACAGUCAUAUUGACUAAAAGAAGAGAUGUUUAAUAAUUCAGUUAGCAUUAUAAAGGAUUGUCUGUUUUUAUAAUGUCCAUAUCUUAAUACAUUGCUGUACCUUUAA
Molecule: messenger RNA, 1643 nt
Organism: Sinocyclocheilus rhinocerous
Lineage: Eukaryota; Metazoa; Chordata; Actinopteri; Cypriniformes; Cyprinidae
Product: protein ABHD4-like
Exons: 8
Coding region: 127-1227 (366 amino acids)
Biological process (GO): lipid homeostasis; phosphatidic acid biosynthetic process
Cellular component (GO): mitochondrion; lipid droplet
Molecular function (GO): phosphatidylcholine lysophospholipase A1 activity; lysophosphatidic acid acyltransferase activity
Source: RefSeq, a predicted model, not a curated record